This is a messenger RNA of Drosophila erecta, 1293 nucleotides long. RefSeq lists its product as uncharacterized. The record is from RefSeq and is a predicted model, not a curated record. NCBI's taxonomy places the organism in Eukaryota, Metazoa, Arthropoda, Insecta, Diptera, Drosophilidae. The coding region runs from base 263 to 637 and encodes 124 amino acids. The transcript has a single exon.
GUCAGCAUAUGCUCCAUAGGGCUUAUGGUAUACCCCAAAGAUGAAGCCACAAAGUCCCAAAACGAAGACAGCAAGGCAGCGCGAGAGACAAGGCAUAAAAAUAAAUGAAUAACAUAAAAAUAAAUCAUACGCCCCAUCGGCCACCCUGUAAAAAGUAAGCCAAUACCGUAACCAUUACCCUCGCUUCAAAAUCACACCCCAACCCAAAACCCAAAACCUAAGACCCAAACGCAAACCCAAUGGAUGUCCUCCCCCCAUUUUCAUGGCGCUAAUAAAUGCUUAUCGAAGACGCAUAAAGCGAGUAAAUUCGCAGCCAUUAAACGGGCAUAAAACUCGAAGCCGGGGCCGAAGCGAAAUUGUGGGGCCGACAAAUCAAAGUACAAGCCUCAGGACCAACCUCAUUCUCCAAUUUCCCUGCCCUGAAAUAAAACCAGGCAACAAUGAAACCCAAAGCGUCUCCCAAGCGAUUUCGAUGCGGGCAUUCAUCGGUCGAGCCAAGGAAUUGGCCACCCACAAGACCCAAAACCCAGAAGCCAAACCCCCAGUGAACCUGCCACCCUCGGCACCUCCAUCACCCCAUUUAAAGGCCCUUCCUUCGAGGCAACACUCGCUAUAUAACCAUCUUACCCAACGUUGACAGCAUACAAAGUAACUUAAAUCGAAACAAUAAAGCGGCAACUUUGUUCCAAGAAAAAAUGCAAAGGAAAGCAAAAGAAAGCAAAAUGAACAGGGAAAAAACGUAGAAGAAAGCUCGAAAGAAAGCAGUAGAUGUGUGGAAAUGAAAAACGAGCGAAGUAGGUUAUACCCUCAUGAGUUCUAUAUUAUUCGCAAACAUUUUCCAAUAACCCAUCGAACAAUGUAUGUUAUUAAAAUACUAGUAUUUUGCAUCUAAUCAAGUAAGCUUUACUUUGUAAGGCAUUCGAUUGCUUAGCAUGAAAGAUACAAAAUGCAAUACCAAUUAGGGUAUUUGGAACACCAUAAAACGCCGCUGUUUAAACUUCCGAUCGAAAUUCCCAUACCAACCAGCGGGGGUAUUAUUACAAAAAUGUAGGAAAAGUCGUGAAGGAAAGUUCCCAAAGAAAUUGAGCUGCAGGCGAAGGGAAAGCUGGGAACGGGGCGAAAAAAGAAAUGUAGAAAAGCGCAAAUAAAUGAAUGAAUAAAAACGCCAAGGAUAGCGAGGAUACUAUACUGGCAAAGGACUCGGGCUGCAGGGAACAGUGGGGACAGAAGGGAUAGUAGGGCGGCAAAGAACAGAGUUCCACAAAGAAAUUACAAAAUGUAUGCAACAAAAAA